Brachypodium distachyon (stiff brome) is the source of this 3710-nucleotide messenger RNA. Its product is annotated as translation initiation factor IF-2, chloroplastic. The record is from RefSeq and is a predicted model, not a curated record. Bases 355 to 3252 code for a protein of 965 amino acids. Gene Ontology annotation, molecular function: translation initiation factor activity; GTP binding; GTPase activity. NCBI's taxonomy places the organism in Eukaryota, Viridiplantae, Streptophyta, Magnoliopsida, Poales, Poaceae. The transcript has 13 exons. Gene Ontology annotation, biological process: translational initiation.
CGGCCGUCCGAUCCUUAUCACUCCCCGCACGCUCCUUCCCAGCCGCACCGCCGCCGUGCUUUACUCACUCCCGCCCGUAUCCUUUCCGCCGGCCAUCUCCUUCGCUGCCGCCCCCGCCUCUCCCCCUCGCGGCGCUUUCCUUCGCCGCACGCGUCCCUGCCCUGCCCGCGGCCGCCGUCGUUGCCCGCGCCGACCUCGUUACGGUUGGCCGUUCGUCGCCUCGGGGCGCCCCCUAUCCUCCGCUUUCUUGUUUGCGGUGCCGGACUUCCGGUGAAUUCGUCUAUUUGUUACCUUAUUGAACACCUUGUGUUCUCAGCUGUAUGAGUGCAAGGGGGUGUUCGUAAGAGCAUUGCCAUGGCAUCUCCUGCUUCAGUUACCAAUCUGGGUAGCAAGGGAAGGCCUGGCCCGCUGCCCACAGCGGCAGUGAGGAGGGGGCACUUGGUUUCAAGAAUCAGUUUUACAGGGUUCGAUGGUGUCCGGCGGUUGCCGUGUGCGCCUGGGAGGCUGUGUAGAUGUAUGGUCAUAACUAACUUGAUCGAGGAGAAGGGAGCUCAAUUCUCCUCGAGACCAAGUGUGAGUGUUAAAGCUGAUGAUGACAAAGAUCUUCUUUCAAAGCCCCCGCAGAGGCCAGUUCGGCCAAAUGGGCCACCAGAGAGCAUGAAUACUGCAACGACAUCUGCACCUGCCAGGAAGCCAGCGGUUGCAACAGUGCAAGAACGUGACAAGGUCAGAGAAUCAUUGGAUGAGGUGCUGGAGAAGGCAGAGAAACUCAAGGCUUCGAGCUCAGGAAAUGGGGAUGGUGGUGAGAACCAUGUACUGAGUCAGGAUGGUGUGUCAAAGCCUAAUAGUCCUGCACCAAUGGGGGUGGAGGAGGGCGUGCAUUCGAAAAGGACAAAAACACUAAAGAGUAUAUGGCGAAAGGGGAACCCUGUGUCAUCUGUACAUAAGGUGGUUAGAGAUCGUCCACGUACUGAAACUAGGGGUCAGUCCAUAUCUGCAGCUAAACCUUCAGUGUCAUCUCCAUCAAAGCCAGUGCCUCAGCUACUAACAAGACCUUCUGUAGCACCACCGCCUCGUCGGCCCGUCAAGGCUGAUACAUCACAGGAGAAAAAAGGACCCAUCCUGAUCGACAAAUUUGCUUCCAAGAGACCAACGGUUGACCCUGCUGUUGCCGAAGCACUGGUAGAUCCUGUAAAGCCAGUACGAGGCCCACCAGCGAAAGUGAAGGAUAAUCGUCGUAAAAAAAUAAUAGCACCAGCUGCUCCCCGUCGACGUAUGCCAAAUGAUGAUCGUCGAUCAGUUGAUGAUGAUGCUCCAGUGCGCAAGGGAAGGAGGUGGAACAAGGCAAAACGUAGGGCUGCAAGGCUUGAGGCUUUAGAAGCUGAAGAGCCAGUUAGGGUUGAGAUCCUUGAAGUUGGCACAGAAGGUAUGGAUAUUGACGAAUUGGCAUAUCAAUUGGCAGUUGGCGAAUCAGAAAUUCUGCGGUUUUUAUCUGUAAGAGGAGCGAUGCUUGACAACGUUCAGACUCUUGAUAAAGAUUUGGUUAAGAUGGUUUGCAUGGAAUAUGAAGUUGAAGUACUGGAAAGUGACCCAGUGAGGGUGGAAGAGAUGGCAAAAAAGAACGAGUUCCUUGAUGUGGAAGAUUUGGAUAAACUGGUAGCAAGGCCUCCCAUUGUAACUAUCAUGGGUCAUGUCGAUCAUGGAAAGACAACUCUGUUGGAUUAUAUACGCAAGAGCAAGGUGGUGGCAUCAGAAGCUGGUGGAAUAACACAAGGAAUUGGAGCAUAUCAAGUUCUUGUGCCAGUUGACGGAAACCCUCAGGCUUGUGUUUUUCUUGAUACUCCAGGGCACGAGGCAUUUGGUGCAAUGAGAGCUCGAGGAGCAAAGGUAACUGAUAUCUGUAUCAUUGUCGUGGCUGCGGAUGAUGGUGUUCGACCACAAACAAAUGAGGCGAUUGCGCAUGCAAAGGCAGCUGGUGUGCCUAUUAUAAUAGCUAUAAACAAGGUAGACAAGGAAGGAGCUAAUCCAGAACGAGUCAUGCAAGAGCUUUCCCAGAUUGGACUUAUGCCAGAAAUGUGGGGUGGUGAUACCCCAAUGAUUCAGAUAAGUGCUCUUAAGGGAGAGAAUGUUGAUGAGCUAUUGGAGACUGUCAUGCUUGUUGCUGAGUUGCAAGAAUUAAAAGCCAAUCCUGAUAGAAAUGCAAAGGGAACAGUUAUUGAAGCAUGUCUGGACAAGGCUAAAGGACCUCUCGCUACCUUAGUUGUACAGAAUGGAACCCUGAAUAAGGGUGAUAUUCUUGUUUGCGGUGAAGCUUUUGGAAAGAUCCGUGCAAUGUAUGAUGAUCGUGGAAGUCUUGUAGACCAAGCAGGACCAUCCAACGCAGUGCAGAUUAUUGGCCUGAACAAUGUACCCCUUGCUGGUGACGAAUUUGAGUCUGUUGAUGACCUUGAUGUUGCACGUGAAAGGGCCAAUACGCGUGCUGAUGCAAUGAGAAUUGAAAGGAUAAAUGCGAAAGCUGGGGAAGGAAAAGUUACCCUCUCAUCCAUUGCAGCAUCCGUUUCAUCUGGGAAUCAAGCAGGGAUUGAUACACAUGGGCUCAAUGUCAUCCUUAAAGUGGAUUUUCAGGGUUCGAUUGAGGCCAUCAGGCAAGCCAUUGAAGCACUGCCUCAAGAAAAUGUCUCCUUGAGAUUCCUGCUUCAAGCUCCCGGAGAUGUGAGUGUCAGUGAUGUUGAUCUGGCUGUUGCAUCAGAAGGAAUCGUAUUUGGUUUUAAUGUCAAAGCUCCAGGAUCAGUUAAGAAAUAUGCUAAGCAGAAAAGUGUGGAAAUUCGUCUGUACAAAGUGAUCUAUGAUCUGAUUGAUGAUUUGCGAAAUGCCAUGGAAGGGCUUCUUGACCUUGCUGAGGAGGAAGUACCACUGGGUUCAGCGAAAGUACGGGCUGUUUUCAGUAGUGGCAGCGGAAAGGCAGCGGGUUGUAUGGUUACUACAGGGAAAGUUGUGGAAGAUUGCAAUGUUCGGGUUCUUCGUAAAGGAAAGGAAGUAUAUGUUGGUACACUCGAUUCCUUGAGACGGGUGAAAGAAACUGUGAAGGAGGUUGGCGCGGGGCUAGAGUGUGGUAUUGGCGUAGAUGACUUUGAUGAAUGGGAGGAAGGUGAUGUCGUGGAGGCAUUCAACACCGUGAAGAAGGCAAGAACCCUCGAGGAAGCCUCUGCCUCCGUGACUGCAGCUCUCAAGGGUGCAGGCGUCCAGGUGUAGAUGUUGCAAAGCUGAUAACCAAGUGUAUGACAACUACGGCAGCCACUGAUUUUUUUCGGCAACGAAGCUGGAGUGCGUUGGCCACAUUGUCGAAGAAUGACAAUCGGGUACUUGAAAGACAAACCAUUGAAGGUCAGAUGACAUGCCUGCAUUGCCGGAGCCUGCCUGUGCUGGACCUUAUCUCCCAAAGCUGCAUCUGCUGCUGCUGCUGCUGCUGCUGUGUGUUAAUGUACAUAGAGAAGGUGAGACCAGCUGUUUUUAGUUUGCCUCUAACGGGUAGAUAAGGGGUGUGCGUGAGUAGUUUUACACCUUUUGAAAUUUUUUUUGACACAAGCUGUAACCUGGCCACGGUGGCACCACAUCACUAUUCGAUCAUCAUUCAUCGUACUCUUCAUGACAAAUAAAAGAUAACAAAAAGGGAUGGGAAGGGAAGGGAGUUUACUCUGCCAAUUUUGUUA